Molecule: messenger RNA, 2200 nt
Organism: Scophthalmus maximus (turbot)
Lineage: Eukaryota; Metazoa; Chordata; Actinopteri; Pleuronectiformes; Scophthalmidae
Gene: smim36
Product: small integral membrane protein 36
Exons: 2
Coding region: 207-536 (109 amino acids)
Source: RefSeq, a predicted model, not a curated record
ACUCUCUCUCUCUCUCCCUCCCUCUCUCUCAACUGAUCCUCUCAUUUCAUCAUCCUCUGAACUCUUUUGCUCUUUCUCUCUCGGCCCAUCCUCCGUCCAUCAUCAGUCUUUUUUUCGUGUCCCAUACAGAUUUCCCUUGACUUCUUUUCUCUCUGUCUUCCUGCUGAUUUCCCUCCUGGAUCUGGGUCGAGAUAUGAAGUGGCAUCAUGGGUUUCAUGGAGUUCUACCUGGAGAUUGACCCCGUCACCCUGAACCUCAUCAUCCUGGUCGCCAGCUAUGUCAUCCUGCUCCUGGUCUUCCUCAUCUCCUGCAUCCUGUACGACUGCCGGGGCAAAGACCCCACCAAGGAGUACGCGCCCGACAGCGCGCCGGCGCCGCCCAGCCAGUCGCCCAUACGCCUGGUGGUCAUGCAGAACUCGCCGGCCUCGUCCCGCUACGAGCCCAACAGCACGGCGGCCCACGGCGAGCUGCCGACGCCGGAGCUGAGCCGGGACCGAGGAGACAGGGAGCGGGAGAAGAGGAGCACCCUGGUCUGAGGAAGAGGAGUGAGAGGAGGAAGGCUCAGACUGAUACACCACCAAGUGCUGCUGGCUCACGUUGUACAGUGAUUUUAGUUCUGGACUCUUGUUUUGAAGCUGUAACAUCCGUCGAUGGCGUCGACGACGAGCAGCCGAGGUCAGCAGGAGGCUGUCGACAAAACCUGGUGAAAAUAAAAGCCCGAAAGUCCCUUGAGUUCCCAACAGCCUCGUCAUGGCCGAGCUGGACCGAACCACAUCCGGCACAGGAGCCAGCGGACGUCCCACAGGUUCACACCGGAGACCCAUCGCCGCCUCGUCUUUAACAUCUGGACUGGAGGAGAAACUGGGAGGGGUUGAGUUUACGAGGCUGUGGGUCAGAUCUCGACCAACCAGCUGUGACGCUGGUGGGAGACUGUUGAGAAAAUACUUCAGCAGAGAUUUGAUACAAAAAAAGGCAAACAGACUUAAUCUCUCUUUCUUCCUGAAACGACAAAAUCCCCUGGAACCAAAAGGCCUCGCCCCCCGUCAGGCCGCGCCCCCCGUCAGGCCGUCCCCUCUCAUUGGCUGUGGCAGCGAGUGGCAGAUGAUCCGACCCCGGGUCUUUAGCGGACUCGUGCCACAGAGACUCUCACUGGGACAAAUCCCCUUACAUAAAAAACACAGCCCACAGCGGAGUAAGCCUCCCAUCCCAGAUAUGAAUUGCAUAAUGACCCGCCCCCCUCCAUAUUUCAUGUUUGUGGAUUAUGUGGUGACCACUGCAGAGUAUUAGGAGCAUGUAUUAUGUAUUUGUUUUUCCCCUGUGCUGCCUUUUUGUCCAUGGGGGGUCGGCUUUACGUAAGUCUCGGUCAUCAGCGUCGUGUUCAGGCCUGACGGCUCAUCUGAUGCCGACAUGAGGCUCAGAGAGACUCGCCGCCGCCGCCGCCGCCGCACGCAACGCUGACGGUCCGACAGGAAACUGGAACUCGUCUGUGACGUCAGAUUGAAAACCAGAAUCCUGAGUGACAUCAGCUGUCUUCUUCUGUUUUCUUUAAAUAUCUAAAACCACCAAAAGUGAAACACUCAAAAGAAUCUUAGUCACAUGUUCAGGCAGUAAAACUGGAAUGUGUUGGAAUUCAUGCUUAAUUUUUUAUUUCACAUAAAAACCAUGAUAACAAACACGGAGAAAGUUUUUUGACAUCUGUGAAAAUGUUUUUUUGGCAUGUUUGUAGAUGUAAUACUCACUUCAUCCACAGGAGGCGGUGACGAGCUACGAUCUCGACGUAAAGAGGACGAGAACGUGAAACUUUUAUCGCUGGUUAUUUUUUCUCUAAAGGCAAGAUUCAUACAUCGUGUUUUAGAAAAUUGCGUCACAUUAGUACGGAUAAGUAUCUUAAUCACGUGAGGUCGUAUAAAAAAAGUUAGCACAUUUAAAUCCUCCCGACAUCUUUUGUUGUCCCGUCGUUGUUUAACUGUUGUUUUCUUUCUUGAAUCUUUUGUUGUGAAAAGACAAACAAUGUGUCAGAGUUUAAAAAUGUGCAUUAAAAUCUUUUUCAUCACUUGUAAACAACAACAAAAUGUGAAAAUCCAUUAAUAAAGAAACUACAGAAGCUGAACUGUGACGUUAAUGGAAAAAUUGUGUUGAACGCACAGAGCAGCGAUGUGAAACUACACAAAGUGAAAUGUUUCUGGGGUCAUGUGAAAAU